This is a messenger RNA of Cyphomyrmex costatus, 2263 nucleotides long. Its product is annotated as xenotropic and polytropic retrovirus receptor 1. Lineage: Eukaryota; Metazoa; Arthropoda; Insecta; Hymenoptera; Formicidae. Gene Ontology annotation, cellular component: cytoplasm; plasma membrane; Golgi apparatus. The record is from RefSeq and is a predicted model, not a curated record. Gene Ontology annotation, molecular function: phosphate transmembrane transporter activity; inositol hexakisphosphate binding. Gene Ontology annotation, biological process: phosphate ion transport; cellular response to phosphate starvation. The coding region runs from base 94 to 2100 and encodes 668 amino acids. The transcript has 10 exons.
ACGGUAUAAAUGCCGCUUGUAAUCUCGCUUAGAACUCAGAAAUCUUCGGAUGAGUUCGAAUUAGUGCGAUUACGCUGUGCGUAAUUAGACAACAUGAAGUUUGCAGAGCAUUUGUCAGCCCAUAUUACGCCCGAGUGGCGUAAACAGUACAUUAGUUAUGAGGAAAUGAAAGCAAUGCUUUACGCGGCGGUAGAGGAAGCGCCUUCAGAUGAAAGUGUAGAACCAGAAGUGAUAUCACGUCACUUUGCGUCUUUUGACGAGGUGUUUUUUACAUUCUGUGAUCGUGAAUUAAAGAAGAUUAAUACAUUUUACUCAGAAAAAUUAGCGGAGGCUACACGUAAAUAUGCUGCUUUACAAAGUGAAUUAAAGACUGCAGUAGAGUUGCAACAGGGAAGUGGGAAGAACAAAGGAAAAAUCAGCGCGAAGCCGCUUUUGCCUACCAGAAAGCUUAGGGAUCUAAAACUUGCAUUUUCAGAAUUUUAUCUGUCACUAAUCCUUCUUCAAAAUUAUCAGAAUCUUAAUCAUACUGGAUUUCGCAAAAUUCUCAAAAAACACGACAAGUUAUUGUCAGUUGACGCCGGUACAAAAUGGAGAGUCGAGUGCGUGGAAACGUCACACUUCUACACGUCCAAAGAUAUAGACAAAUUGAUUCAGGAAACAGAAGCCACAGUGACGAACGAUCUCGAGGGUGGCGAUCGGCAACGCGCUAUGAAACGUCUUCGGGUGCCACCGCUUGGCGAGCAUCAGAGCCCAUGGACUACUUUCAAAGUUGGCUUAUUCUCUGGUAGCUUUAUUGUCCUAUGUGUUGCAGUUAUUCUCUCAGCCAUCUUCCACGACAGCGGGGAGAAUCUUAAGAUCGCAUUUAGACUAUACCGAGGUCCCUUCCUUAUUGUUGAAUUUUUAUUCCUUAUCGGGAUUAACGUUUAUGGAUGGAGAUCGUCUGGCGUUAAUCAUGUUUUGAUAUUUGAACUGGAUCCACGAAAUCAUCUUUCGGAGCAACAUCUCAUGGAAUUGGCUGCAAUCCUCGGAGUAGUCUGGACGCUUAGCUUACUAAGUUUCUUAUACAGUGCCAGUUUAAGUAUUCCACCAUACGUGAAUCCAUUAGUACUUGUCUGUAUCAUGCUGAUUUUUCUAUUAAAUCCGGUUAAGAUGUUCCGUCACGAAGCUCGUUUCUGGCUGUUAAAGAUCAUAGGGCGUGUUUUAAUAUCACCAUUCGCGUAUGUCAAUUUUGCCGAUUUCUGGUUGGCGGACCAGUUCAACAGUUUGGCGACUGCAUUCUUGGACUUUCAUUUUUUAAUAUGCUUUUAUAUUACGAAUGGCGAUUGGUUGAAGGCAAACGAUACUACGCAAUGCAUGUCUGGCUCUCUCAUUAUUAGGCCUAUUGUGAAUUGCUUACCGGCGUGGUUUCGGUUUGCACAGUGCGUUCGCAGAUAUAGAGAUUCUAAAGAAGCGUUUCCACAUUUAGUGAAUGCUGGAAAGUAUUCCACAACGUUUCUCGUUGUUGCAGCCAACACUUUAUACGCUUAUCACGGAGUGGAAUAUAAUAAUAAAUGGGAGAAUCCAUGGUUAUGGCUAUGGGUGUGUAGCUGCCUUAUUAAUUCAAUAUAUUCAUAUACAUGGGAUCUCAAGAUGGAUUGGGGCCUUUUAGAUAGUAAUGCUGGUGAAAAUCGUUUUCUAAGGGAGGAAGUAGUUUAUUCGACAGCCUGGUUUUAUUAUUUCGCAAUAAUAGAAGAUUUUAUACUACGAUUUAUAUGGAUUGCGAGUUUUAUUCUCAUCGAAUGCGGGUUUAUUUCUGGGGACUUAAUGACUUCCAUUGUAGCACCUCUUGAAGUUUUUAGACGAUUUGUGUGGAACUUUUUCCGUUUAGAGAAUGAACAUUUGAAUAAUUGCGGUAGAUUCCGCGCUGUACGUGAUAUUUCGAUAGCACCUAUAGAAAGCUCCGAUCAAACGCAAAUUUUACGUAUGAUGGAUGAUGAGAACGGUGUACUUAAUAGAGGUAAACGUAAAAGCGGCGGUAAAAAGCAGAGCAAUUCAAAAGAAGAAAAACGAGCUCUGCUUAAGGAAGAAACUAUAGAUAUCGAUAUGUCAAAUGCCAGUUGAAUAUAUAUUAUAUAAUAGUUCAAGAUUUUUGUACAAUCAUCUUUAAUGACUUCUAUGGACGAAAAGCCUCCAAAGUCUGGUACUUAGAGAAAAUAAUUCGCAAAAUUUUGUAAAUGAUACAUAUCGAUUUUGUUGGAAGAUAAAUAAUUAGCAUAUGCUUUAG